This is a messenger RNA of Candidula unifasciata, 645 nucleotides long. The record is from the annotation of a GenBank genome assembly. Lineage: Eukaryota; Metazoa; Mollusca; Gastropoda; Stylommatophora; Geomitridae.
AUGCCCAGUCCCAGUUCAAGAGCUCCAGUAUCUCCUAGACCUCAGGCCUGUCCUUAUGAAGAGUAUGUGGCCAAUCAGCAGAGGGUGCUGGUCGGCUGCCGGUCAAAUGUAGACAAAGCUCUGGCCGAUGGGCCCAAACUGUGGCGCCAGAUGAUGAUUGGGUUCACGUGUGCAGGUUUUGUGGGCCUCAUCAUGCUGGUUCUGGGAACCGUGUUCAUUGCUGAGGCUGUGGGCAGGCAACAGCCAAUCACAGUGAUGCUGUGUGUCAUGGGUAUUGUGUUUGGGAUCAUUAUUUUGGUGGGAACCCUCAUCUUGGGGAAACUCCUCAUCUCACGUAAGUGGGUCAGGUGUCAAGGGGAGAGAACUGCAGUUCCGUCAGGUCAAUGCUUUCACACUUGUUCAGUAAUUUACAGCCCAUCCCUGGACCAGCUUGGGACCAGCGAGUCUAUAGUAGAACCACCUCCAGCCUAUGAUUCAGUGGUAUCUGUUGUGUUGCAUCCGGUUCCCAUGCCAGCAGUAGGAGAUAACUCUGACCACACCCUCGAGGAUCCAGACCAGAUGAUGGUCAUGGUGAUGCCGCCUAAGUAUGACGAGGUCACAAAACCGUUGCCUGCUUACUUGGAGGAGUUCCCUGAAACCAAAUAA